AUGAACAAACAUUAUGGCUGUGCAAACUCAGUUUGGUUUUAAAAUGGACUGGAAUGCCCAAGCCCUCUGGCUUCUGGCAGACUGCUAAUAUGGGUCUCUGUCCUAAAGUUUCCUAUAUUGUUGGAGAAAGGAAUGCCAGGAAAAUUCACCUCUGCUAGACAAUAUCGUCAAGAAUCUCCCAGCUCCAGGCAAUGGAAACCAUAGAAAUGGAGAACAAAGGUAAACAUUGGGUGGAGAAGUUAUUUUCUCCUCAUUUUAGUGCACAAGAUUUUUUUAGUCAAGCCUAUCAGCCUGAAUCUCUGAUGUUUGAAAAAUUGGCUUUAGCGAGAGCAAAGAGAGUGGAAGAAAUCUACAAUAGAGCAAUUAAAAAUUUUCAAGAAGAAAAAAGGCUCAAAAAGAGAGAAUAUUUUUCCAAACUCAUUGUACGAGAAUAUGAACCAAACAUAGUAGGUGCAAAGAUAAACAUUUCAAAGAAGGAAACAGAAGAGGAUUCUGCCUGCUGUGGAGCUGGUAAUUUAGAUGUUGGGACUGAAGAAAGCUUAAAGAAAACAGAGGGUCAUUGUAUCUGGAAUGCAAAGGAAUUAGCAGAUUUGCGACAAGAAAUGCACAAGAACCAUGUGGAAGGAGUUUCUCUGAAACUUCAGCUGUCCACUUUGAAUGCAGAGUUAGUGGAACUGAAAGCUAAAUGCAAAAAAAUACAAGUGGACUUUGAAAAUGCUGAACAAGAACUUCUAAACUGCAAAACAGAGGUUCGCUGCAAAAAUAUCCAAUUACAGCAGAUUCAAAAGGACAGCUUAAAAAAAGAUUUUGAGCUUCAAGCCUUAAAACAACAUUUACAUGAAAAAUCAGCAAACAUAAGAAGCUUAAAUGAAGAGCUGCUUCAGGCAAGAAAAGAAAUUCAGAGUUUGGAUCUAAAGAACAAGGAUUUACAACAAGAAGUUAAGAAGUUAAAACAGCAACAUGAUCUUGGAAAUAAGGCCUGCAUAGAAAAGGUGAAACUGCAUUAUGAUUUAAAAAUAAGAAACAUACAAAAAGAACUGGAGGAUGUUAGAAGUGAGCUGAGUGAUGAAAAACUUUUGCAUGCUAAGAAUGUUAAGGCUUUAGAAAUACUUAGGAAACAUUUUUCAGCCCAACCAUUAUCUAAUAUAUUUGACAAUCUGAGAGUAGAUUUUCUUUAAAAUAAAACAAGGAGAGAAAAUCCUUGCUAGUUGCACUCAAAAAGCCCUAGUAACUAUAUUUUCAGUUUUACUUGACUUUCUACUUUUCAAAUGCUUCUUGGUUUAAUGUUGAACUUUUAUUGUUAAGUUUUAAGGCAGUCACGUGUGACAUUAAAACACUAUCUAGUUUUAAAAUAGCUUUGUUCAGAGUUUUGUUUGAGUGAAAUUGUACCUUGAUUCUUUGACAAGAGCGUCCCUGUGAGUCUUCAUGCCACUGACAUCCAUUAUACCCUUCCUGCAGUAAUAUGCAUCUCCUUUCUCCUGGAGAACUGCUUUGUAGAGAGGAAACACUAGUUUGUAUUGAGAUCAAUCAUGGCUUUGAUACUUAAUUUGAAUGUCGGGUUCUAUAUCCCUCACUCUUUAGAUGUAUGAAUUGACAAAUGCCGAAUAAACAAAUUCUGACAUGUUCCAGUCAUCUUAAAUGCUACAAUGUCCUGACUUGUAGCUCUGAUUUUCUUUCUGUUUGGUCUGCCUGUGAUAGUUCAUGUCUGUACGGGUGUAUCCAUUGCCACAGUACCAAUCCUUUAGUUUAGACAAUAUCACGUGCAGGUCCUUUGAUUACCCAGCAGGGUGUACUGUCUACACAGCUCUGAAGCAUAAUUCCACUAGACCCUUUAAAAUCUGCUGUACCCAGAUUUUACUUUCUUACAGUUUGCUAAAAAUCAUGUUGCUGUUACUAUAGCAUUUGGUUUGCAGUUUAUAUUGUUGCUCAUAACUGUUGUAACAACGUUUGUUCUCUUUAAAAUCUCUUGGAAAUUCAUGUUAAAAUUAUGUGUUGAUUUUUGGAGAAGGUUGUAAAGCUAUACCUUAAUUUGAAAUAAUAUUACUGCUAAAUGUUUAAUUAUUAAAUAGUGCACCUGCAUGUGAGAGGAGCUAGUGAAUUUUUUCUAAACAGUCUGUGUGUUACAACUACGGUCUUUCUCUGCUGAUAGUAUGAAUGAUUUAUUUAAUAAAGUAUUAUUAAUAAAUUGAUGAUUGAUGUAUGUGUUAUACACAGUCACUUAAAUUUUAAUUUUAAUUUUGGCUCAAAAGGAUUCCUCUCAAAAGCUGAAAAAACUAAAUUCCAGAAACUAUCCUGAGAGCAGAAGUGUAGAAAUCUAGAAUGGUGUAGGAUAAUUCCUAUAGUUUCUUUCCUCUUCAUUGUAACAUUUUUCUUGAAUUUUAAUUGGGUAAAUAAAUGAAUCAUGCAGUUCUAUUCACUCCAAAUGAUGAAAUGACUAUUAACUAAUUGUUGCCUUAUGUGUUUUUAGAAUGUCAAAUAUUGGGGUACUGCUACAUCUAAAAUCUAAUUUAUUAUAGCAUUUUACCUGUUUUGGCUAGGAGUUUCUAUAAAUCUAUCACCUAAAUAUAUUUACUCUCCCUGAAAAGUCUCAUGCUUUGUCUGGUUAUAAAUGUAACUUAUAUCAGUCAAGCAAGUGGUAUGUAAUUUGAACUGAGCUCAUUUAAACCUUCAACCAAGCAAUAAGUAUUACUUGUUUAUAUGUUAUAACACCCAAAAAGUUAGAACAUAAGAACGGCCAUACUGGGUCAGACCAAA
Molecule: messenger RNA, 2754 nt
Organism: Terrapene triunguis (Three-toed box turtle)
Lineage: Eukaryota; Metazoa; Chordata; Testudines; Emydidae
Gene: CCDC160
Product: coiled-coil domain containing 160
Exons: 2
Coding region: 192-1178 (328 amino acids)
Source: RefSeq, a predicted model, not a curated record